AUGCCCGUCUCUAAGCCUUUCAUCACCCAUGGCUCCGAAUCAGCCGCUUUCUGGCAGAUCGGCAUCCUCUGGCAAAUGAUGGCGACUGGCGCCCUGACCGAUGGAAAGUUGGUCUUGAUCGACCAAGUCCUUCAACUGUCGGGAGCCGGACCUACAACUCACACUCACGUUCAAGACGAGGGCCUCUACGUCGUCGAGGGGAAAGUGACGUUCAACGCAGGGGGCAAAUCGGGAAUUGUCGCCCGCGCUGGCACCUUCGUGGCUGUACCCGGUCUCACCGAACACUCUUUCAAGGUCGAAGAACCCAAUUCUCGACUUCUGAACUUCUACCUCCCCGCCGGUUUUGAGAUGCUCUUGAUGGGGACUGCUCGGCCCGCCGAGCGGCGAGAACCCCCUCCUCCUAACCUCAUUCAGGAGUGGCUUCCGCCGCGAUGGGUGACGUCUAAAUUGAACGACGACUACGGAGUCAGGAACAAGUUUAGUGACCCAUUGGUUGAUCCGCCCAACCCGGAUUACAUGUCAACCGAGCCGACCCCUGGUGCGACCAUCUUUCCAUUUGCGGCCAAUAUCAGUGAUGCCAGGCGGCACAACGUCUUUCAUGGUAACGCGCUCUGGGGCCGUUUGGCGUCGAGCCAAGAGACUGGGGCCAGCUAUUCUUUAUUCGAGUUAAAGCUCCGUAGGGGCGCUCUCCAUGGACCUCGGGUCUUUACCAAAAGGGACGUGAUGGUUUUCGUCCUCUCCGGCAAUAUGUCCUUUUUCUUGAGCGACUGUUCCCAAACAGCCAAGGAAGGGGCCCUUGUGUGGAUUCCCCGGGCGACCGUCCAUAGCAUCCAAACAGACAGCGACACAGCCGCUUGUCUUUACCUGCAGACCCCGGGAGGAUUCGAAACUUACAUUGAUUUCGUCGGUACACCCACAAGCAAGACUAGCCCGCCGUCCCCGGACUUUGAAGAUCGAUCAGUGGCUCAGCGGGGAAAAGAGUAUUUAUAUGAGUCUCUCGGCAUGCAGGACGUUGCUGUCCCGGACCCGUUAAAGCUUUCAGCCUAG
Messenger RNA from Exophiala oligosperma, 1047 nucleotides. RefSeq lists its product as uncharacterized. Bases 1 to 1047 code for a protein of 348 amino acids. The transcript has a single exon. The record is from RefSeq and is a predicted model, not a curated record. Lineage: Eukaryota; Fungi; Ascomycota; Eurotiomycetes; Chaetothyriales; Herpotrichiellaceae.